Molecule: messenger RNA, 759 nt
Organism: Grus americana (Whooping crane)
Lineage: Eukaryota; Metazoa; Chordata; Aves; Gruiformes; Gruidae
Product: actin nucleation-promoting factor WAS-like
Exons: 4
Coding region: 92-568 (158 amino acids)
Source: RefSeq, a predicted model, not a curated record
CUAUGGCGACGCGCUGCCCCGCUGGCACUGUACUUCCGGGUCCGUCGCUUAUCGAAACCGUCACUUCCGGCUCUUCCACCGGAAGUAGGCUAUGCCGCACUCAAGAUGGCGCCCGGGCUCCCCCACCCUCCCCGACCUUCUUUUGCGCACCACCCCCGCGGCGCGCGCCUUGGCGCCUUUCCGGCCCGUGACGUCGCUUCCGGCGUUUCGAACGGUGAUGGCGGGAGGCGGCGGAGGGAGGAGGCGAUCGACGGGGGAGACCCCGGGGGCAGUGCGACGCAGCUCCGGGCGUUUGGUGGCUUCAGCCCCCCGGGGGGGCCCCCCCUGGCCGCCCCUCCCCCGGCGCAACCAGCGCAGCCCGGUGCCCCCCCCGCGGCUCCUCCUGACCCCCCCCAGACCCAAACGGGGGGAGGGGGAGGGGAGGCCCCAACGCUCCCCUCCCCCACCGGCUGAGAAACGACCUUUGACCUCGGUGUGGGGCUCGCGGCUGGGGGAGCUGGAGGCCUGGGCCGCCCGCAUGAACGCCCAGUUCGAGGAGGCCGAACGCUUCCGCCUCGUCGUGGAGUAGUGACCCCGGCGUGCGAGGGACACACGCGCGCCCCACCCCCCAACACCCCCUGCGAGAGGGACCCCGACGUGAGACGGCGCCUCGUGUCCUCGUGCAAGGCGACGCCCCCUCGUGCGACGCCCCCUCGUGCGACGCCCCCGUUCACUACCCCCGGCCGCACGCUUUAUUCAUUAAAUGACGUUAUUGCUGUA